AUGUCGUUCCCGCCCCGCCCCCCAAUGGUGCCAUACGGGAUUGCACCAGGAGUCGUCACCAUGCCCAUGGCUACACAUGUGAUGGUGGGGGCUUACGGCGGAAGUACAAUAAGCACAGGGGCAGGUCGCGGAGCCUUGUUGCCGGCGCCCUUGCCCGCUAAACAGCCGCCGCCACCGCGGCCUGUGCUCCGACAGACCAACGGCAAGGAGCCCGAGGGUCCCGCUGUCACCGUGUUCAUAGGCAACAUAAGCAGCCGGGUGCCGGACACAAUGAUACGCGCACUUUUAUCGGCUUGCGGGCCGGUGCUCAGCUGGAAGCGAGUGUCCACGUUUGGCUUCUGUGAGUUCGCGGGGCCCGAAGCAGCGCUUCGUUGUGUUCGUUUGUUGCACGAGUUUGCACUCGCAGACAAGAAGUUGCUCGCCAGGACAGACGGGAAGAUGCAGGCGCUUGUGGAUACCUACAAGACGGAGCAGCGGUCGCGGCUGACCGGCGAGGAGGCGCCGGGCGGGGGGCGGGGCUGGUGGGGGCGGGACUGGUGGUGGGGAGGCCGGCGCGGAGGGGGAGGGCUACCUGGACGCGGCGCAGCGCGCGCUGGACGAGGCGGCGCAGCGCCGGCUGGCCGAGAUCAUGCGCGACCACCAGGACGAGAUCAACAACUACGAGCUCAUGCAGAAAGAGGAAGCAAUAUCGAAGACGGCUCGCGUGUUAGAGGAGGCCGAUAUAUCUGA
Parnassius apollo (apollo) is the source of this 729-nucleotide messenger RNA. The record is from the annotation of a GenBank genome assembly. Lineage: Eukaryota; Metazoa; Arthropoda; Insecta; Lepidoptera; Papilionidae.